Molecule: messenger RNA, 2068 nt
Organism: Saitoella complicata NRRL Y-17804
Lineage: Eukaryota; Fungi; Ascomycota; Saitoellomycetes; Saitoellales; Saitoellaceae
Exons: 3
Coding region: 96-1982 (628 amino acids)
Biological process (GO): telomere maintenance via telomere lengthening; regulation of DNA-templated transcription
Cellular component (GO): shelterin complex
Molecular function (GO): telomeric repeat DNA binding
Source: RefSeq, a predicted model, not a curated record
AGGAAGCAAGUGCUCCAGUCGCUACGUUUACCAAGAAGAGGCAAUUUGGCGCGGUACAGGGGACGUUGUUCACGAAGGAUGAUGGGGAGCCGUUGAUGUUUUGGUUGUCGCAUAAGGUGCCGUCCAAGGUUUGGUAUCGUGAAAAGAUCGAGGCAAAUGGCGGUAAAAUCACCAAUUGGCAGAAAGAAGCGGGUGCGAUUCAAAUAGGAGAUCACUUGAAAGAUAACGGCACCGACCUCGUCUCCUACAAGUUCAUCGACGACUCCCUCUCUGAUGGCAUCCUCCGGGAUGUGGACGACUAUGUUCUUACCGCUUCCGCCCCUGAAAAAGCAAAGGGGACACGAACACCCUUUACGAAAGAAGAUGAUGCUAUCCUGAGGAAGUAUGUGCAUAAGGCCAACGUGAGCCGUCAGGGGAACAAGAUUUAUAUGGAGUUGGAGAAGAAGUUUCCUCAUCAUACGUUCCAGAGUUGGCGGCAUAGGUAUGUGAAGACACUUGAGCCGUUAUGGGGUGAACCGGAGGAGGAGUUGGAUGAGUAUGAAAUGUCAUCUGACGAGGAAGAUGUUGAGGAGGAUGCGCCACGACGUGUGUCGGCGCCUGUACCCCCAACCUCAACUCAACGCCCGCCCUCGUCCUCCACAUCGCGUCGCCAAACUGCCAUCGGCGCAAUCGUUUCGAAGAAAGUCCCGUUCUCCGUCGCCGACGACAAUCUCCUCACCGAAUGGGUUCGCAACCACCCCAAUGGUCACCUCUCAGGCGGCAACAAAAUCUUCCAAGAGCUCUACGCCGAACACCCCCACCACCCCUGGCAGUCCUGGCGUGAUCGCUGGGUGCGUCGAUUGGAGCCGCAGUUGAGGGCAAGCCAGGAAGCUGAGGUCGAGGAGGAUGAAGAGUUGGAGAGGAUACAGAGGACGCAGACGAGGCAGGUGACGGGCGCGAGCGAGGGUAGAAGGCAGACUUUGCCGCCGCCUUCGAGUGAGCGAUUAACUGCUGAGGCUAUGGCUAAAGAGAGAAGGAAGACUACCGGCGCCAAGCCCGCUGAGGAUUCUGAGCCUGUUGAGAAGUACCACCCAGAGGAAGGCUCGUACGACGAAGCACCUGAGCCAUUGUCACAGGAGGAUGACUUACCCGCGGCAUCUAGCCCACCGCCCGCUCAACCACAACCGCAAUCUCAGCCUAGUCUGGUCGAAGACAGAAGCGAAGACAACCCUUUCAUCGACGAUGGAAGCUACAAGGAAAACCAAGGCGGUGAAUCACUGUUUGUCAACGUCGACGAAAACGAGGAUGAAGACGAAGACGACGAGAUGAUGGCCGCGAAGCUCGAUUUGGUGGAGGACAUAGCUGCGCCACCUCAGGUAGCUGGUCACAAACGCAGACGGACAGCGUCACCUGAGUUACCGAUGGGAGAGUCGUCACCAAUCAGUGAACGGAAUCGGGAACAGGAUCCGCCACGGAAGAAGGCAAAGUUGGGAACAGGGAAGCGCGGACCCGUCGAGAUUCCCAGUACGCCUGAUCAUCCCACACUCAGCACACCUCUCAAAGACCCUGGAAGCCCGUCGCAUCGGGCGGAGAAGCAUACGCAUGCUGUUGCGGAACCACAUCUUCCUGUCGUAAUGGAAGAUCCAGAAGAGGCUGCUGAACCCGAAUUCGCGAUUGCCCCAAGACCGGAUGUCGCGGCGAAGUUGGAACAGUUCAUCGUAAACUCUAUCCAGAAGUACAAGGUCACACGCGACCAAGCGGUUUACGCCCUUGGUCGUACGUCUGGUAACCGCUCCCUAGCGCACAAAGUCGUGCAAGCACUCGCCCGUGGCCGGAAACUACCGAAUAUCCCGGGUGUGUGGACGGAAGAGGAAGACAAACUGGUGGUAUCUAGCAAGGAGAGGACUGUGCUCGAGGCUUUGGACAAGAAGCAUAAUGGAGGUUUAAGCCGGCGAAGUGCGUUUUUGGAUCUGGAGAUGAGGAAAAGGGCAAUGGGACUUUGAGCGUCCACAGUGAGACACGCGCGUAAUAUCUAGUAUUCUGAAUUACUCAUCAUAAUGAUCAGAAAAUCACACUCUCGUUCAAGCAC